AAAAUAUUUAAGAGAUUCAAUGGGUAAAUGUAUAAAACAACUUAGGGCUAAGGUGUCAUUUUCCCAAAAUAAAAAUAACGUAAACCUUUUUGACAUUAGUCCACAGAAAAAUAAACCCUAUCUCUUAAACUUGGUUAGUGGUUUGUAAAGAUUCCCCGUUAAUCUCUGUUCGUUUGCGUGUGUAUUGUCUAUGACAAAAUCUUGACGUGCGUUUUGAAAUUCGGUUUGUCUCGAUGGCGGCAAUUAGAAUCACCGCCACAGUUGUUGUCAGGGAGAUUCUCCGGCCAUUACAGUUACCAUCUUCUAUCCGCACCUGCUACAAACUCGUUUGCAUCGUUCCCACUCCGCUCCGGUUCAUUUCCCGUCCAGUCAGUUACUCCCCGAUCCGGUGUGCCGCGGCUUCCGAUUCCGAUGGCAGCGGUAAUAAGAAGGCGUCCGCACGAAUGUCUCAGGUUCAGCAGAAAUUGCAAGAAGCCAUUGAGAGGGCUGUUGGAGGCGACGAACCUAUCCCUAAGAUUACUCUAGAUCACGUGAACGUGAGCUUUGCUAGAAGUGGCGGACCUGGAGGUCAAAAUGUCAACAAAGUAAACACAAAAGUUGAUAUGAGGUUUAAUGUUAAGGCAGCAUAUUGGUUACGUGACAGGGUCAGAGAAAAAAUUCUACAAAUGGAAAAGAAUCGAAUCAACAAAGAUGGGGAGCUUGUGAUUUCCUCCACAAAGACCAGAACACAGAAGGGUAACAUCGAGGAUGCCUUGGAGAAACUACAGGCGAUCAUUGAUGCUGCUUCAUACGUCCCGCCACCUCCAUCAGAAGAGCAAGUAAAGAAAAUUACCAAAAUUGCGGCUGUAGCAGAGCAGAAGAGGCUGCAGGGUAAGAAGGUCAUUUCACAAAAGAAAGCAUUCAGAAGAAGCCGAGACAGUUAUGACUGA
This is a messenger RNA of Lactuca saligna, 929 nucleotides long. The record is from the annotation of a GenBank genome assembly. NCBI's taxonomy places the organism in Eukaryota, Viridiplantae, Streptophyta, Magnoliopsida, Asterales, Asteraceae.